Molecule: messenger RNA, 819 nt
Organism: Anopheles nili
Lineage: Eukaryota; Metazoa; Arthropoda; Insecta; Diptera; Culicidae
Gene: bond
Product: elongation of very long chain fatty acids protein 4
Exons: 4
Coding region: 1-819 (272 amino acids)
Biological process (GO): fatty acid elongation, monounsaturated fatty acid; sphingolipid biosynthetic process; fatty acid elongation, polyunsaturated fatty acid
Cellular component (GO): endoplasmic reticulum membrane
Molecular function (GO): fatty acid elongase activity
Source: RefSeq, a predicted model, not a curated record
AUGAGCAACUACGUGGAAAGAAUCUCCGUGCAGUAUCGGAACUUCUCCCAGGGUGCAGAUCCGCUCAUCGACAGCUGGCCGUUGAUGCAAACGCCCGGACCGAUCGUGACGAUCACGGGCCUGUAUCUGCUGUUCGUCCUGUGGAUCGGACCGCGUUGGAUGGAGCACCGUAAACCGUACGAGCUGAAGCACACCCUGAUCGUGUACAAUGCCAUCCAAGUGGUCGUUUCAACCGCGUUCUGCUUGCAGCCAUUCUUUACCGGGCUGUUCAGUCGGCUCUACCUGUCGAUGUCCUGCGGCGAGGCGAUGACUGGCGUCAGCAAAGACCUGCAGCUGACGGUUUGGAAUGGUGCUUGGGUGUAUCUGGUGCUGAAGAUCGUCGAGCUGCUCGAUACCGUGUUCUUCGUGCUGCGUAAGAAGCAAAAUCAGGUGUCGUUUUUGCACGUCUAUCAUCACACGAUCAUGGUGCUGUUCACCUGGUUCUAUCUGAAGCAUAUCCCCGGAAUGCAUGCUGCCUUCAUCGGUGUGCUGAACUCGUUCGUGCACAUCAUCAUGUACAGCUACUACCUGAUAGCGGCCCUGGGACCUCGCUACCAGAAGUACCUCUGGUGGAAGCGCUACCUGACCACGCUCCAGCUGACGCAGUUCGGCAUCAUGCUGUGCUAUUUCGUGCUGAUCAACAGCCUCCAGUGCCAUGUGCCGCGCGCGCUGACGUACUUCUUUGUCAGCAACAUCACCAUCUUCCUGUUCCUGUUCAUCAACUUCUACCGCAAGGCCUACCGCGGUAAACGAGGUCCGGUGGGUCCGAAAACGGAGUAG